This is a messenger RNA of Acanthosepion pharaonis, 702 nucleotides long. Lineage: Eukaryota; Metazoa; Mollusca; Cephalopoda; Sepiida; Sepiidae. The record is from the annotation of a GenBank genome assembly.
AUGGCCACCGUUGAUAGCUUUUUUCACUCUUUCUCUUCUUCCUAUUUUCUCUACCUCCAUUGGUGUCAUGACUCACGAGCCAUUUUAAUCUCUCUCUCUCUCUCUCUCUCUCUCUCUCUCUCUCUCUCUCUCUCUCUCUGUCAAACCCUGCUGUCUACUACAAUUGUUCUUCUCUACCGUUCAUUUCUUUCUUUCUUUCUUUCUUUCUUUCUUUCUUUCUUUCUUUCUAAUACUAAAUUAUUAGCUUAUUUAUCUCUAAUCACUUUUCCAGUCUUUCUUUCACUUUCAUUGUCACUCUUCACUCACUUUUCAACGCAUGCUCUCCUUUUUCUCUUGACUUUCUAUUUCCUUACUCUCCAUUUUUUACUUCCUUUUCAUUACUCUCCUUUCUUUUUACUCUCCUUUUUUUCUAUUUUCUUUUUCUCUGAUGUUCCCCUUACGUCUUUCUACCGGCUCUUUCUUCUCUCUUUCUUUUCAUUACUCUUCUUUUUUUUUUCCAAACCAAUUUCCCUAUCCGCACUCGAUGGUACCUUCUCUUUUUGUCUUUCCUUUCCUUUACCAUAUAUCACCCCACCCCCCACCAUCCGCCUAAUGCAGCAAUCUUCAUUUGAUUCUCUUUUAGCAACAAUAUUCGCGCUCCAAUCGCACACUCGCGAAUUAAUCAAUUUUUUUUUCAAGCGCCUCUUAAAAAGGCGGGAAUAG